Messenger RNA from Centropristis striata (black sea bass), 746 nucleotides. Its product is annotated as sodium/potassium-transporting ATPase subunit alpha-2-like. Gene Ontology annotation, biological process: intracellular sodium ion homeostasis; proton transmembrane transport; potassium ion import across plasma membrane. Gene Ontology annotation, cellular component: membrane. The transcript has 7 exons. Gene Ontology annotation, molecular function: P-type sodium:potassium-exchanging transporter activity; ATP binding; ATP hydrolysis activity. Lineage: Eukaryota; Metazoa; Chordata; Actinopteri; Perciformes; Serranidae. The coding region runs from base 1 to 726 and encodes 241 amino acids. The record is from RefSeq and is a predicted model, not a curated record.
AUGGGCAGAGGGUGUGGUGCCGAGAAUGGAGGGAAGAGGAAGCAGAAGGACAGGGACUUGGAUGAGCUGAAGAAGGAGGUGUCCUUGGACGACCACAAAAUAACUCUUGAUGAUCUGGGAAAACGCUAUGGAGUGGACCUCACGCGGGGUCUUACCAUCGCCAGAGCUGCAGAGAUUCUGGCCAGGGACGGUCCAAAUGCCCUGACCCCUCCCCCCACCACACCGGAGUGGGUCAAGUUCUGCCGUCAGCUGUUCGGCGGCUUCUCCAUCCUGCUCUGGAUCGGUGCCAUCCUCUGCUUCCUGGCCUACACCAUCCAGGUGGCCACAGAGGACGAGGCUCCCAAUGACAAUUUGUAUCUGGGCGUGGUGCUGUCGGCCGUGGUCAUCAUCACCGGUUGUUUCUCCUACUUCCAAGAGGCCAAGAGCUCCCGAAUCAUGGACUCCUUUAAGAAAAUGGUGCCACAGCAAGCGUUGGUGAUCCGGGAGGGGGAGAAGAUGCAGAUCAAUGCUGAGCUUGUGGUGCAGGGAGAUCUGGUGGAGAUCAAAGGGGGAGACCGCAUCCCAGCUGACCUUCGAGUGAUCUCCGCCAGCGGGUGCAAGGUGGACAACUCAUCUCUGACGGGCGAAUCCGAGCCUCAGACUCGCUCCCCAGAGUUCACGCAUGACAAUCCAUUGGAGACCCGCAACAUCUGUUUCUUUUCCACCAACUGUGUUGAGGGUCAGUAGGCCACAUAUGGCCAAGAUUG